AUGUCGUUCAAGAGGUUCGUGGAGAUCGGAAGAGUCGCCCUUGUCAACUACGGGGAGGACUAUGGGAAGCUCGUUGUUAUCGUCGAUGUCAUUAACCAAAAAUCCUUACCACCAUCACCCAACCUCUUGCUUCGUCGAGCUCCAGCCAUGGACGUUGGGGCUGCUUCAUCUUCUCAUCCCAAACGACCAACAGCUCGACCAGAUUCACGACGCAUGACCAUGGCUGCCCGCGUUGCUGCUGCUGCUUCAUCCAGUUUCUGCAUUGUCGCCACUGUUGCUCCUGCUACGUCCAGCCAUGGACGAGCUGCAGAGUCGCUUCUGCUGCCUUCUGCUACGUCCAGCCAUGGACGACCACCAAAGCUGCCCUCCGUCGAGCAUGUUCAGCAGUAG
Messenger RNA from Nicotiana tabacum (common tobacco), 390 nucleotides. The record is from RefSeq and is a predicted model, not a curated record. Lineage: Eukaryota; Viridiplantae; Streptophyta; Magnoliopsida; Solanales; Solanaceae.